AUGGGGGGAUGUGCCUGGAAUGCGGCGGCCUCCUCUAAUUGUCGAGCUGACGACGUCGAGCCGACGCCGGCUAACCGCAUCAGAACAAGUGGAUUGGUCAAGCAUCGACCUGCCACACUCAGAACAACACAACUCAGGCACAAAACAGAUGACUAGGAACGAAGGAACAACGGUAUACUGUCUAGCGUUGCAGACCAAACACUUCAAUUUACGCUAAUAAAAAGCUUGCUUUCUAUUGGAGUCAGAUGAAGGUUGAAAGAGAAAAUAUCCUCUACAUCUAUUAUCAAACUAGGUUAAAGUCCGUUUUUGCGACUUGAAAGGGCGGGACUUCUCUGCGCUCUCCUAAUCUCUCGACAUCUCUCUCAUGUUUACGUGCUAUUUCCAUGUUUCUCUGACCUCGCCGGUGAGGGAACAGAGAGACGCAGACACGCGAAAACUGUCAAAACUACUUUUAGUUGAAACUUUACAGCAAUAACCAUAGCCAAAGUCGGAAAGGAUCGAAAGAGGCUCCAUAGAAAUUGUUCAUUUUAAGGCGAUAAAGGUUCCUUUUUUGCUGCUUUUUUGCGCCAUUCCAUCGGCUCUUGUGCACCAUUUUUGCUGCUUCUCCCUUUUUCCACCAUUUCUUGAACCUUUGAAAUUCCAGAAAAAGUGGAAGGAUCGAUGGAAAGACCUUUUUUGCUGCCUUUCUGCGGCCUUUUUUGAACUGCUCCCUUUUUUGUGGCCAUUAUCCACCAUUCCGACAUUUCCCGAGCAGGCUGCUUGAAAGACUGCCUUUUUGAAAACGAAAACUACUUUUUGGAAUCAGCUUCUUAAAAAAGUUAAAAGUUUGAUGGCCAAGGUUUUACAAUAUAAAAAUAUCAUAUAGAAGGUUGAUUUUCCAUGAAGUUGAGAAAUACAGAAAAUUUUUACAAGAAAAAACAGUAUUUCAUUUAAAAAAAUUUUAAUUGAAUGGGAUGAUGAUGGAAAUUUCAAAAAUUAACGCGUAGCCGUUUUAAAAAGUGAUAAAAAAACGAAAAAAAGAAACCAACAAUCAUUUAAAAAUCAUGAAAAGGAAAAAAGAAUAUUAAACUACCAUAAUCCAUAAAUAGAAGUUGUGAUGGAAAGGAUAAGGUCAAUUGAUCUGUGGUCAGAGGUGCAGCCAAUUAUAGGGCCCGAAAAAGUGGUUCCUAUAGUGGUAAAAUUAAAGUUAUCCCUAUAGGGAUUUAGGGCCUGACCCCUGAAAAAACAGAACUGAAGAAUCAUGGUUGCCCGAUAAUCGGCCAGAAACAGAAAGUGAUCGUUUAAGGCCAGAAAACAGAGAGAAGUAUCAAAGCAAGCCAACUACAAAACAAAGAACGACAAGUGGAUAGAAGGUCGACGAGAGAAGGGACUCGAGAAUUCGCCUACUCGAAGCUCUCUUCCGAAGCGGCGGAAGAAGGCGUGGAGCCUGGAGGCGACGCGGGCAAGUGUUUACAUUUGAGGGUCCGAAAAAGGGAGGAAGACGAUGUCAAACGAACCGGAGAAUGA
Messenger RNA from Caenorhabditis auriculariae, 1506 nucleotides. The record is from the annotation of a GenBank genome assembly. Lineage: Eukaryota; Metazoa; Nematoda; Chromadorea; Rhabditida; Rhabditidae.